Molecule: messenger RNA, 1719 nt
Organism: Pestalotiopsis fici W106-1
Lineage: Eukaryota; Fungi; Ascomycota; Sordariomycetes; Amphisphaeriales; Sporocadaceae
Exons: 5
Coding region: 1-1719 (572 amino acids)
Molecular function (GO): catalytic activity
Source: RefSeq, a predicted model, not a curated record
AUGGCGCCAGAACACUACUCUAUUCCAGAGCAGACAGACCUGCUCUUUCGAAAAGAGAUACUCGGAAACCCACUGUUGGAGAAGAACCUCCCAGCCGAGGCUCAAGAAGCAGCCAGCACCGUAACGUUUGAGGGCAGCGAUGCGCCAACACUGCCCAUCAAUUGGCGCUUCGCUGAGAGUAUCUCGGCACUAAAGGCAUACGAAGCCACGAUUCUCAAUGUCUUGCUCAAGAAGAAGUACGGCGUGGGACCAGUUGAAAUCAAGAUCAAUACAGACCAUGCUCAAUUGUUCAUCAUGUCCAGCUUCCUCUGGACGCUGGAUCCAGCUGGAGACAAUAUCACUGCUAGCUCCUUAGGCUCUCCAGCAACUCAAGAAGCCCUGUUCAAGCAUUUCCCCAAUCGUGACAUACACAAGACCGCCAGCUCCUUGUAUCGUGCGGUUGCCACCAACAUAUACCGUACCAAAGAUGACCGAUUCUUCCAUGUGCAUAGCUCGAUGAACCCGGGUCCGAUUCUGAAGGCCUUGGAUAUGCCUGAGGAUCAACAGUUUUCCACAUAUGAUGAAGCCUUGGUGCCAUAUCACGAAAAAGUGGCACAAUAUACCGCAGAGGAAAUGCAGGAUAUCGCCGACUCCUCCAAGCAAGCGGGUACGAUAUGUUGGACAGUGGACGAGUUUCGCAACAGCGAGCACGGGAAAGCCAAUGCCCAGACCAGCCUGUUUGAGCUCGAGGCCCAUCCCAACGAGACCCAAAAGCCGUGCUGGUGGCCCGACGCUCCGCACACCUCGGCUUCGCGACCACUCGCGGGCCUCAAAGUUGUCGAUAUGACCCGCGUCAUUGCGGGACCCGCCGUGUCCAGAUCGCUGGCGGAGCUGGGCGCCAGCGUUAUGCGCAUCACGGCGCCGCAUCUGACUGAUUUGUCCAUUCUGCAUCCGGACCUCAACCACGGAAAGUGGAAUGCCUGCCUCGAUCUGCGCAAGGAAGAAGACCGCGAGACGUUGCGCAGUCUCAUCCUCGAUGCCGAUGUCUUCCUCCAGGGGUACAGGCCCGGUGUCCUCGACAAGUACGGGUUUGCCGAAAAGGAUAUCACGGAACUCUGUCGGCAACGUGAAAGGGGCAUCAUAUACUGUGGCGAGGACUGCUACGGCUGGCAGGGUCCGUGGGCUCAUCGGUCCGGCUGGCAACAAAUCAGUGAUGCAAACUGUGGCGUUUCGUACGGAUUUGGCAGAGCCAUGGGCAACGACGAACCAGUCACUCCUGUGUUCCCAAACUCAGACUACUGUACGGGUGUCGCCGGAUCGAUUGGAAUCAUGACGGCUCUUUUACGCAGAGCCGAAGUAGGCGGAUCAUUCUCCGUAAAGAUUGCCUUGAACUACUACUCUCAGUGGCUCGUCGAGAGUGUGGGCACUUACCCAGAGCAUGUCUGGAAGGAUGUUUGGCAGCGUAACGGAUCUCCCGUCUACCGCCACUACCACUCGAUGCUCUACUUGCUUCCCAGAGUCAUGGGAACACUCAUCAAAUCGAGCGGCGCUAGUAUCAUGAAGCCCGAGUUUUUCACCAAGUAUCACCCCCAACAUAUCGGCAAGGACAUGGUGAUAGUGGCGCCGGUGCUACGGUUCCCUAAUCGAGAGGUAGAACCACGUUUCGACGUUGGCACAAGAGGCAACGGGGUGGAUCAGCCAAAGUGGCCACAUGAUUUGCUCACUGAGACGGUGUUUUAG